AAAUACUUCGCGUUGCUCAUGACCCCGGUCGGCGAGUGCAACUUGUACGAAUACUAUGACAUUGCACACAAUUGCCCAGACAAGCUUUCGCUACUUCGCAGCUUUUUCGGCUGCAUCGCCAACGCGCUGCAAUACGUUCACAGCAUCAAGAUUCGCCACCGAGAUAUCAAACCGCACAACGUUCUGGUAAAGGGCGAUAGAGUAUUGCUGACGGACUUCGGCAUCGCGCUCGACUGGGAAAAUCUGUCUCGAUCCACCACGACCGCUGAUUCGGGAAAGACGUGGGUGUACGCGGCUCCAGAAGUUGCUCGCUAUGAAAAGCGCAACACGGCCGCUGAUGUGUGGUCGCUUGGAUGCGUCUUCAUGGAGAUGGUUACGGUCCUGAAAGGCGAAAUAGUCGCAGCUAUGCGAUCGUUCUUCGAAGAGCAAAGUGGGAACUAUCGUUUUUAU
Messenger RNA from Trematosphaeria pertusa, 450 nucleotides. Its product is annotated as kinase-like protein. Gene Ontology annotation, molecular function: protein serine/threonine kinase activity; ATP binding. Gene Ontology annotation, biological process: protein phosphorylation; mitotic DNA damage checkpoint signaling. The transcript has a single exon. The record is from RefSeq and is a predicted model, not a curated record. Lineage: Eukaryota; Fungi; Ascomycota; Dothideomycetes; Pleosporales; Trematosphaeriaceae. Gene Ontology annotation, cellular component: nucleus. The annotation marks the transcript as partial.